Messenger RNA from Pararge aegeria (speckled wood butterfly), 7805 nucleotides. RefSeq lists its product as uncharacterized. The transcript is spliced from 14 exons. The coding region runs from base 759 to 2846 and encodes 695 amino acids. Gene Ontology annotation, cellular component: plasma membrane. Lineage: Eukaryota; Metazoa; Arthropoda; Insecta; Lepidoptera; Nymphalidae. The record is from RefSeq and is a predicted model, not a curated record.
CUCGACUCGGGAGAAGUUUUAUUGUUUCUCUUUCAUCCUCUCUGAAAAGCAUUAAGAUUUAUUUAUACAUUAAAAGUACUUCGCUAUUUGUUCGGAACAAUGUGUUUGCGUUGUAACAAUAACAUUGAAAUAUUUUCGUCUCUGACCCCUUGAAUAAUAUUGAAAUAUGUGACGUGUGUGUCGUAUGUAUGUACUAAGUGAGUGAUAAUGAUAACCUACACGGUCUUUCUGUAGCUACUAGCUAGUAUAUAAACGAUCCAACCCCAGUUCUGAUGAUAUUUUAUGAGAAGUGACGGAGUAUCGGAUAUUGUAACAGGUAUCCGGGUGUGGCCUUAUUGCCAUAUUUUGUAUUUUGUUUGGGCAUGCUAGUAGAAGCGCGGUCAGGUGAUGGCAAAGUUAUAACCGCAUUAUUUUUUCUGUUUCAAUAGAUUGUGACUUUGAUUGGUGAUGAUAGUAAUUCCUAAGUGACAUAACUGUACGGCGGUGACCUCUCGGUAGUAAAUCGGGAUAUAAAAUCUAGAUUUCGGUAUAGUGAUAUGUGGUAUUACCAGUGGUGUACACUGUGGUGACAGUAAUUGAUUAAUCUUCGAAGUUCUAAUGACAGUAAACCGCAAGCGAUUGCGCCGUUUAGUUACACCCAUUCGCAACUGGAAGGUAUAAGGGGGAGGGUAGUGUGUGUAAUGUGUUGUGAAAUUGUGGUAGUGACAGUGAGGUGGUGGUGAGGUGGUAACAGUCAGUGAUGCUCGUGAUGCUGAGGCAUGGUGGACGCGGCUGCCGAGCGGGCCGAAGCCGCGGGUCAUGCAGCUACCUCCAGUUUCACCAAGGAGGUGGCGCACGCUUGGGAGUGCCGAAUCGGCCCGCCCGACGAGCCGGCGCCCGCCCAUCGAGUGCAGGGCCUCUUCAACGAUAUCGAGCUAUAUCCAACUAAAACGCAGGUUUUUGAAAUGCUGGUAUGCGCUCGGCAGUGCGCGCGGCGAAAAUCUCUCAUCCUCACAUUUGGAGAGUUCUGCGUUUUUGCGGCGGAACUGCGACGGUGCUCAAGACAGACGAGACAAACACCAAAUAAGCCGGAGUCACCUGUGUGGAGCAUAGAAAAGGAAUUUCGGGAUAAGGAGUCCAUUUGUAAACAUGUUAACGGCAGCGAGGCGUCGCCACCUCCUUGCGAAGUGUUUCUGGGCGGAUCGUGCAACCCUACUACGUGGAGAUCUGACAUCGCUAUACCUAUGCUUGAAAAGAUGGGCAUCACAUAUUUCAAUCCUCAAGUAGACGACUGGUCGACGGAGUUGAUAGAGGUAGAGCAUCGGGCAAAGGCUGAAGCGCGGGCGUUGCUAUUCGUGUUGGACAGCGAGACGCGAGCGGUUGCCGCUAGCGUGGAAGCGGCACAUCUCGCCGCCGCGCCUAGAGACCUCCUGCUGGUGCUGCGACCCUACUCACGCCAUCAGACCAUUGGAUCCGAGACCAUCUCAGACCAGGAAUACAUUGAGCUAUCGCGAGCGCGUGCUACUUUACAAGAAGCGGUAGAGAGACGGGGGUUGCCCGCAUUUACAGAUAUCCCCACGGCGUUACGAUGCGCACGCACUGUUCUUCGGGGCGCGCGAACGCACCCGCGUCACCCCUUGGGUCACACAAUCCUACGGUUAAAACGCGCGUACGAUGCGGCAGGCGGCAGAAACGCGCGUUUGACACGCGCAAGAGCCGUCGAAGCACUUAAGGAUGCGACGCGGGUACCGCGCGAUCUUGCAGAACGUUGUUUACCACCGAAUGCGGAUACCAUCGACUUUGAAACGUUCUGUCGUGUCGCCGAGCUUGCUGCGGAUGCAGGGCAAUCACCGCGCACUCCAUCAGGGUCGAGUGUGGCGGCACGCGUUCGUCGCGCGUUUCGCUCGCUCCGUGAUUUGCUCACCUCGUCUACCUUGUCCCCCGAAUACCAGAACCGCAAUGGGACGGAAUCUGAAAAUAAGGAGUGCGUAGCGGCGAGCGUGGCGGAACGUGUAUCUAGCUCACCGCGUGAGCACAACUGCUUGCGAGUGCACAACCCUAGGCUAAGGGCGUACGGACAGAAACUCUCCUUGAAGAUACCGAAGAAUGGUGGUAAUAGAAGUGCAGUGGAAGAGGGCACGGCGUCAGGAGGUAGCAGUGGAGAUUCAGUUUUCACGCCGGGCACUGAGCGACGGUUAGAGAGGCUACCCGCCAUGUUGGGUGCGCCUGUUCACGACGUUUACCUCGGCGGAGCAUUCCCCUCAAACAGCAGGCGACCCGAGGAGAUUCUCAGACGGGAGGGCUACACGUACGUGAUACCGCGCGCAAACGACUACACGCGCAUGUUUUCCGCGCCCGCCCGCCGCACGGCACCUGCGCCCGAGUCGCCGUGCCGAGACAAGAAACCCAGGCCCGAUACCCACACGCCUUCACCCCCAUCGUCACCACUGAACGACGUGGAGCUGAGACAGAGGGCACCGGACUCCGAUCGGCCCGUGGACAGGCUUAGCGCUUCGGACUAUUAUACUGUUUCGGAGGACGUCACGCCGCAGCCCUUCAAAGGCACGUACGACGAGGAGCAAUUGCUGGGAUCACGCGUGCUGGUGUUCGCACUAAGUGCAGAGGCGCCGAGCUUUUCGGCAAUGGUGCUGGCGGCACAUUACAUGGGACUGCGCGCGCAGCACACGGUGCUAAUCGUGCAACCCAUGGACCCCGCUAAGGCGCAUCCGUACAGCGAAGCAGCGGUACGAGAUUACAACCGCGGGCGUCACUACUUAACGGACCUAGCCCGGCGCGCCGGAGUGCCCGUCUUCGACUCAGUGGACGACGCCAUGGCGUGCGUAGUCGCCCGUCUGCGGCCUACGUAGCGUACACACAUUGCACACACACAUAGUGCUUUUGGGUUGAAGUCGCACACACACAAGAAUAAGUACUUUAACCAUGUAUUCACUAGUCGGCAUUUAUUACAAGUUAGUUUAGUUGGAUAGGACCAACCUUUACAAUACGCGUCAUCCGAGUUGACCGGGUAAGUAAUUAGUGGCUGAAAAACUAGUUUUUGGGAAUUCUAUAUUCUGAGGUGAGAUUUGUAAAUGAUACUUGCGCGAAUGUCUCGAUAGAGCCAACUUUAUCUCGGUCAAGUUAGACUGAGCGAAGUGUAUGACGGAACAAGGAACAAAAAUUUAUUGAUUUAAACCGCAGGAAGAAGACAAUAGCUGAAAAGGUAUCAAUUGAAAACACAAACAUAAUUUGUGUCCCUCUCCUAUCGUAAAUCAGCAAAUCCUCAGGAGAAGUAAGAGUUAUUGUCAAGGUCAUCACAUCGUUUCACUAUAUCGUUUACUGGAUAUAGGUUUUUAUGGGGAUUUACAUUUUGCACGGUCUUGUGCCGCUUGUAUUCAGCGGUUCUCUACGACUAGUUUGAACUCUGUCCACCUAGUGAGGGGUUUGUUAACUUUGCCGAUAACUCUGGUUCUUUAAAGGAUCUUCCCAUUCCUGUUUUCAUGAAAUAAAGAUUUUCUCCAUGGUAUGCAAGCAUGUUCAGCCAUUAGUCAUUCCACGCAAUGUUCUUUGUUUGGUCUAAAAAUAUAGACGAGAAGACGUUCCGAAACAUCCCGAACGCUGCACUCCAGAGUUGGAUUCGGUUCAACCUCUUUCUCGGAAUAGGACUAAUCUAUCGUGUGGCCUAGAUAUAUACUCGUUUACAAUUUCAAGGCCUGGGGUAUUUAAGAGUGUCAUAUAUUUACUUGAAAGUGGAGACAGUAGAUCCGGAUAACGGCCUUGAAAAACUGCCUUACAUUGUCAUGGCCACAAUUCUCUAUGGCAUUCAAAUCGUAGUGCAUUUUUAUACUUAAUAUCGACUAACUCAGGAACUAACUCAACGUAAACCCUGCUUAAUGUUUAGUAUUUGAUAACCAUCUUAUGGUGUUCAUCAAACCACUGUUUAAUUUACGCCUGAAUGUACGCCAUUAUGAAUAUUUACAAUGAUAAAAACACUGUUUUAUCAAAUUAUCCGAUUUUUAUUUUUUUGUAAUAAAUGUUAACUAGUGGGUUACGAAGCUCUAAAGUGUACACAAUCUCAUCACAUCACACUCUAUUUAAUUCCUAGCGACAUAGUUUAAGUUAAUAUAAAUCCACAGUUACUGAUCGCGCGAUCCUUCUAGUACUAACUACACAUGAGCUGGAUUACAUUCGCGGAACCUAAUAAAUCAUUGUACUAUAAAAGGUCUUACAAUAGCGCAGAUUAUAUUGAAAACAAAUCUUUUUAAUAAACUUAAUUGUCUGGUUUAACGUAGUGUUGUUCUUGGCACUAUGUUUGCCUAGGAAAAGGAUGGCAUAUUUUAGGCAUUUUAGUUUGUUUAGAGGUUUGUGUUCAACAGAAUUUGCACCAUGAACGCAUCUAUUAUCGUCGUUACUAUGCGAAAUCUUUUAAAAAAUGUGGGACUAAUGUGAUAUUUGAACACUUUUCCUAAUCUACGUUAUGAGUUUUGACUUUUCUGAAUUUCAUCGUUCAAAGGCGCGAAAGAAUUCAUACUAAAGAUGAUGACAUUUUGUGAAAGAUGGCAUUAGUAACUAAAUGAAUAGCACUAAUUCUGUUUUACACAAUUCUCGAAACUGAAUUUACAGGUUUAAAAAUAUUGCUACCCUUUAUUUUUGCAUUACAUUAGGUUAGGUUUAGUUUAGAGAUUUGAACAACAACAGAAUCGGCAUCUUUAAAGGAUUUCAUUUAGUAACGGUGUGAAAAUUCAAGAAUCGAUAAAUUUAAUAUUAUGAUGCCUAAAAACGUAAUAAAGGAAUUAGCGCUCGCUUCUUCCAUAUACCUUAUGAACUAAAAUAUAACUCAAUUAAACAACUUUUUUAAAUGUUAAAUAUUGUCAGUCAACAUGCAGAACGUUUAAGAAGUUUGCGAGACCUUGAGUAAAUUAAAACAACGCUUAAAAGGGAAAUUCGAUGUCACACAAGGAGGCAAAAAAAGUCUGCUUUGAAUUCCGACUCAUCCUAGUCUUUUCUUAAUAAAAGUACAAACCCAAAAGAUAAAUAAUUCGUCGGCAGUGUACCAAUAAAGUAAUACCUAGAGAAGAUAGGUAGUAAUUUGUAUUGAGCUUUAUUUGCAAGAGCAUUUUGGAGUUUGGCUUGCUUUUGCAUUUUUAGCUCUGGCUCUAGGUACAACAAUCGGCGACUUUUUGGGAAAACCCAUAGGUACAUUUCCAAGAUAUUCUGGCCUUUUUUUAUCGAAAACUAUUGUUAGACUGCAAUGCAACCAGAAAUGUAGGUACCUAAACGAUUAGUUGCAUUGGAGUUAUUUGAUUUGUUCAGUGAUUGUUGUGAGAAGAGCAUUAGCAGUGAAUUUCUCACCUAUAAACAAACUAAUAUAGGAAAAUGUGAAUCUCAUGAUGCGACCUUCUCAGAUUCCUCAUACGUAAUUCCAUAGUAAUAUCAGAAGCUACGUAUAAAGACGUAAUAAAGACAUCACAAUGUAUCCGCUAUAGGGGUAUGCCAAAAUCUGGUAAAAAGGUGACUUGAUUAUCGUUUAGAUCCUUGAAGAGUUUUCAUACAAAAUUCCAGUUAAAUAAAAAACAUGUAAGAGGGAAUCAUGAGGCAACUUUGGUUACAUAAACUUAAAUAGCAAAACCUUUAAUUUUAGAUUCAGUCAUAAGUAGUUAGUGGGAUGUUUGGAUGCUCGCAAUCUUCGACUCGUCUUCGUCCAGUAUUACAACACUUUUACAUCAAAGUAAAUUGGAACCAAUGACCAACGUUUUAAAGUUUUGCCCGUUAAGAAUUGUUGCGUAACAUAAGCUUUAAAACAAGGUUAAUAAGGUUUUUUUUACUCUGUUUUUUUCGAUACUCGAUAGAAAAUGGCGAGCGUUUGUCGAUAAUCAACACACAACCCUUAUAGUACUGGAGUAAAACUUGGGUAUCUACGCUUUAAGCAAGUCGUCUCACAUCGUCGCCGGAAAAGGCGUGUAAGUUAUCGCGACAAGGAGUCUCAUAUACGUGUACUUAUUUGUUACAAUUUAAUUAUUUCAACACUUAGUGUAGUAGAAACAAGUCUCUCUUUCUUUGUCACUCUCUAAUGUAUUAUAUAUUAUGAAAGCGUAGCCGCUAAUUAGAAUGAGAAUUGAAUUGUCCCAGUAGCGCAUAAAGUAGUAUUGACUGUAUGUUUAUUAUACAACGCAAAAGAAUAUACAGAACUCUUACAUAACGUGACACGAACUCUUCGGCAUCUUGUGUUUCUGGCCACGUAAAACUAGAGAACCUUCAAGGCUAGAGUGAUAAGUAAUUUUCUAGGCAAGUUCGCUUCAAACUAAGCCCCAAAUCCCAAAACCAUGCUUGCUUUCUAUCAGGCAUGAUGCGCAAGGCUAUCUGAUAAUUUAAAAAAAAAAAACGCAUACGAAAUGUCCGUGAUUACCUAGUCAACAGACACUUUCGAUUUUGAAUUCCCAUUUCGUUCAAAAUAUGGUAAAGAGUGUUUUGCGAUUUUUAUGUUAUAGAGAAUUAACGCCUCGUUGCACUCAAUAUGGUUCCUAUUUCGAUGCAUAGGUUGCUCCUAAUUAAAAUAUGUAACGCUCUUAAUACAUGCCGUAGGACUUUUAUUGCCAAUCGAUUUGCAAGGUGACAAACUAUACGAUGCAAUUUUGAAACGAACAAAAAUAAUAAUCAUUAGUUCGUCGCAGUUUUGUUACUGUGUUUUUUCAUACUAUGUUUUUUUAUAAAUAAUUUAUCAAAAAAAAUAAUUUUAGGAACAGUGUAUAAUAUUUUACUUACCGAAAAAAAUAAGCAAGAAGCAAUUUUAAUUAUUUAUUUUUUAGCUAUGGCUGUUGGAAUAAUGUAUGGAUGUAUUCAAAUGGACAUUACUACUACAAUUAUGGCUACUGUGAUGAUUCACACAAUGCGAUUCGACUUAGUAUGAAAGGACAGAAUGAAAGGUGAUGGUAAUGCUAAGCGCAAAUCUUUGCGGGCAGCACCGUAAUUAAUGUUUUUUCAUACAUUUUGUAUGUACUAUUAUAAUUAUUGUUAUCCUUGUCUACUCCGCUAUGUUAGUAAUAGUGGAGAAGAAAAAGAUAGUAAUAAUUAUUAUUACUCUACGAUCAUUAUAAUGAUGCUACAUCCAUGUAUGAUGCAGUCAUAAAAUGUAUGGAACGUGAAAUAAUGCAUUAUGGUGCAAUCCGUUUAAGUGUGUGCGAGCCCUUAUAUGAGUUCAACAAAUCUCUGUGAUGAAUCCGUUUAGUAAAUUUUCAAUGCAUAAGUAGGUAGAUUUUAGCAUAAAAUAAUAUAGGAUUAAUUUAAUUACGCAGGCAGAGAAUUUGAAAUCGCAUGUUAACAAGUUUUAAUGAAUCUUAAUAUGACAAAUGCCACGUGUCAAUACACAACGUCGAGCGUGGAAUGGGAGCUAUCAAAAACAGAUAUGGAUUGGUGGGUCUUUAAGACACUAAGGGCUGCCAUUCAAGGCAUACAGAUAUAAAUAAUCUAUUUUAUCCAAAAUCUUUAGAUCGUAUAAAAUCAGAUGAGCUAUCCUUGUCAAUAGGGUAUAGAAAAAUAUAGCACUAGUCAAUGUAUAUGAAGAUUAGAAUCAGAUUGUUUAAUUAUCAAUUUCUGACCUAAGGGCAAGUGUUCAUGUAACUGACAUCACAACCGCGUUAGCGUAUAUCUGUAGUUUUAUAUGGAGAACCAAACGUCAAAAUUUAACAGCUAUACGUUAUAGCGACCAUUAGUUGUAAGUAUGGAGGGUAGAGGUAAGGAGAGUCAUUUUAUAUGGGAGAAAAGUUAAAAAAGUGUCCAGUUGUUGCGCUAAAUAACAGUUCAAAAAUCCUCCACAAUGGCGCUGGUGGAUA